AGUGAAUAGACACAGAAAUAAUAAGGAGCAAAGAUCAAAUAGAACCUUAGUUUUAAGCUCCCAAUUAGCUCCUCACUAUGAGUAAUACUGAUCCUUCACAUAUCCCCACCGUCGGCGGUGGAAUUAAACCGUCCACGUCACCAUCUCCGGCGACUCCAUCAAUACGUAUCGGUAACGUUGAUUCUGAUUUCGUCGUCAUCCUUGCUGCUCUCCUUUGCGCUCUCAUUUGCGUUAUCGGCCUUGUCGCUGUUGCUCGUUGUGCUUGGAUCCGUCGGAUCUCCGCUAGAGCUACCGGAAAUGCCACGUCAUCAGCUCCGGCGAAUAAAGGCUUGAAGAAGAAGGUUCUCAAAUCGCUUCCGAAAUUCAGUUAUACAGCUGAACAUGCCGUUAAAUUCUCUGAAUGUCCGAUUUGUUUGACGGAAUUUGGAGUUGGAGAUGAGAUUCGUGUGUUGCCGCAGUGUGGACAUGGUUUUCAUGUAGGAUGUAUUGAUACGUGGUUAGGUUCGCAUUCGUCGUGUCCUUCUUGUAGGCAGAUCUUAGUUGUUACGAGAUGUCAUAAGUGCGGUGAGUUGCCGGCGAGAACUACCGGAGCUGAGCCGGAGAGAGGAUUACCGAGAAAUUAUCAUGUAAAUGCGUUUUUACCGUAGAACUCUUACUAGUUGAUUAGGCUGGGUGUAUAUAGUAUAAUGUAUGUGGAAAAUGUAUAUUCAUUCAGUUCUACUGUAUUAAUUAGGGAUUUAGGGUUACAGAAAUUACUACUGCUUGAAUUUGUGAGAUAUUACUGUUUGAAACUUUAAAUUAGUGUAAAUCUGUCAUUUCAUUAACAAAGAUUUAUCCAGUAUCGCAUUCUGUUA
Molecule: messenger RNA, 854 nt
Organism: Lycium ferocissimum
Lineage: Eukaryota; Viridiplantae; Streptophyta; Magnoliopsida; Solanales; Solanaceae
Product: RING-H2 finger protein ATL8-like
Exons: 1
Coding region: 78-647 (189 amino acids)
Source: RefSeq, a predicted model, not a curated record